Nannospalax galili (Upper Galilee mountains blind mole rat) is the source of this 3084-nucleotide messenger RNA. It is a transcript of the gene Rab14, whose product is annotated as RAB14, member RAS oncogene family. Bases 364 to 1011 code for a protein of 215 amino acids. The record is from RefSeq and is a predicted model, not a curated record. The transcript is spliced from 8 exons. Gene Ontology annotation, biological process: endocytic recycling; phagosome maturation; defense response to bacterium. Gene Ontology annotation, molecular function: GTP binding; GTPase activity. NCBI's taxonomy places the organism in Eukaryota, Metazoa, Chordata, Mammalia, Rodentia, Spalacidae. Gene Ontology annotation, cellular component: Golgi apparatus; phagocytic vesicle; recycling endosome.
AGGGGCGUGGCCAGCGGCUCAGCCUCCGCCACUCUCUUCCGGGCUCCGCCAGCUGCGUGCGCAUCCUCCCCCCUUCUUUUGUGGUUCGGCCCAUUGCGAGGGUGACAGGAAACCCUGUGUAGGGAGCGCCGCCAUCUUGGACCAGCCCGAGGAGGAUCCUGAGGGAGCCGCGGGAGCAGUCGCUGCUGCCACCGCUACUGCCCCUGGCUCAUCUGCAGUUCCAGGCCAGCCCGCCUUCCUGCCGGGGCCUCGGCCGACCGCACCCGGCCUCCUUCCCGCCGCCUCUGGACUCUGCUUCCUCGUCCUGACGCCCCCCUCCCGCCCGGAAAGCUGCCCAGCCACCAGCAACCCCCCAGUGCCACCAUGGCAACUGCACCAUACAACUACUCUUACAUCUUUAAGUAUAUUAUUAUUGGAGAUAUGGGAGUAGGAAAAUCUUGCUUGCUUCAUCAAUUUACAGAAAAAAAAUUUAUGGCUGAUUGUCCUCAUACAAUUGGUGUUGAAUUUGGUACAAGAAUAAUUGAAGUUAGUGGCCAAAAAAUCAAACUGCAGAUUUGGGAUACAGCAGGACAGGAGCGGUUUAGAGCUGUUACUCGAAGUUACUACAGAGGAGCUGCGGGCGCACUGAUGGUGUAUGAUAUCACUAGAAGAAGUACAUAUAACCACUUAAGCAGCUGGUUGACAGAUGCAAGGAAUCUCACCAAUCCAAAUACUGUAAUAAUUCUCAUAGGAAAUAAAGCAGAUCUGGAGGCACAGAGAGAUGUUACAUAUGAAGAAGCCAAACAGUUUGCUGAAGAAAAUGGCUUAUUGUUCCUUGAAGCAAGUGCAAAAACGGGAGAGAAUGUAGAAGAUGCUUUUCUUGAGGCUGCCAAGAAAAUCUAUCAGAACAUUCAAGAUGGAAGCCUGGAUCUGAAUGCUGCCGAGUCUGGUGUACAACACAAACCCUCAGCCCCGCAGGGAGGACGGCUAACCAGUGAACCCCAACCCCAGAGAGAAGGCUGUGGCUGCUAGUGACCUCUUUGCUCUGGCCCCUCAUUUGACCGUUCACCUCUGUCUGUUGGAAGCAGUACUUUUUACUGCCUCCUUGUCUUCUGUACAUCUUACUGGGUUUAAUUAAAAAAAGAAAAAAACAACUCUUGUAAAAACAGUUUAACAAUACUAAACUGCUAAACAACUAGAUGUAAUCAGGUUAUCAAAGGCAAGUAGAGUAAUAAAUCUCUCCUGCAUGGUAAAUCUAGACUUUCUCCCCCUUGAUUGUCCUUGUGAUCGGUAUGUCACCAAUACAUGAUUUAAACUGAGCACUGAUGCUGGACUUGAUUUUUACCUUCCCUUUUGGCAAGGCUUCGUCUCACUGUAUGGUUUAAAUUUGAUCUUCACCCUUUCUCCCAUCUUUAAACUGUUCAAGUAUGUCUGUUGUAGCCAAUAAGUUUAUUGCUGUGAAAUGACUUCUGAUGGUAGAGAACAGGGGUCUGUAACUGCUUCUGUUUUGUUUUUGUUGGGUAAAUUCCCUGCUGUAGGGGUGGCAUUUUUCUUGAUGAAUGUGCUUUUUAUCUUAGCCUUGCAUAGGGAAAUUAUCCAUUUAUCUUUUCUCUUGUGCUUAAUAGCUUUAUCUUUUUUUACAUCGUUUUAUCCCUUUCUCUUUAACAGCAAGUAAAUAUGUAUAAAAUUUGAAGGAACCGAACUAACAAUUUUACCUUCUGUGUAUAUUAUUUUAAUGAAGAAAAUAAAUUGAUUACUGGCAUUGGAACAGUAUAAGAUACCAGUUUGUACAGUGUGACCUAUCUGACCACAUUACUCUCUUCCAUUUCACACAAGGAAAUAGAAACAACUGCAGUUCACAGGUAAUACUGGCUCCACUCCUUGGUGCUGGCAGUGUGUGGGGACAGACAUUGUGCUGGAAAGAGCUCCUGGCAUCAGCAGAUUAACACUAGCGGAGAUUCUAUUCCAUCUUUGCACUGUGGCUUACCUGCUGAUUUUCUUAACUGUUCUUGUGCAAUUGACAAUGUGCUAACCUGCUUUUCUCUUUUUUUGUAAACAUUUUGUGUUACAGGCUGCAUUCUUGCCUUAUUGUAUAGAAAAAGGAAAAAGGCUGGGUUUAAUAUUGCACAUUUAAGCUUUUAUACUUUUAUCUUGGAAUGGUUAGCUUCUGAACCAGAUAGCCAGAACCAUAAGUCUGCUGUUAAGGGAUUUAAAUUGUGCAUUUUUAACACUACAAUGAAAUCAUUUAAUAUUAUCCUUUGUAUUUAUAGUAUGAGGGGCUGUUUUAUGUCAUGUUGGCGUAAAUUAUAAAGAGCAAGUGUUUCUAAUUGUGUUUCAGUGUUUGCGCUGCCAGAAGGUAAGUCACUGCUUUGCACUGGGUGGUCUGGCCGCUGAAAGAAUACCCUCUUGCAAGAGAAACAGAUCUUUAGACAAACUUCUGUUUUAUUAAGUUCUUUUCUUCUGUUACUGAUUUCUAGCUGAGCUUAUGGUGGCUGGGAAUUGAGAAGUUAUUUGAAGUAUAGGGUAGGUAAGCCCAGGUAUAUUAUUAUAUAAAAUGCACUCAGCUCAAUGCUGUGUUUAAAGUACACAUUUUAAAUCCCUCUUACAGACACUAACGUAAAAUUACAUCUUUCUGGGUUAUAAACAUGGUAGGUUCCAGAGUUUUGUAUAGUCAAUGUUAAAUAAAAGCCAAAACUGGAAUGUGCAGAAAAUAGGAUUCGAUUUGUGAAUUCAUCUUUUUGUCUUUAACUUUAAAAAAAAAUCCUGGAGUAGAUUGGUGUAUUCUAUUAAAGACUUACAGUAAUCCAUUUUGCUUAUACUGUUGCAUCACAAGGGAUUCGCCCAGGGACCAUGACCUGCUGGUCUGUGUAUAUAUUUACAAAAACAAAAUAAACCACCAUUGGGAUAUAAGGUAGCAAUCACAAACUAAAGACUGUGGCUUGUUUAGGUGCAAUACCCUGAUUCCCAAAGUUAGUUACAGUGGGUCUUAAUUGUUUUUGUGACAGAAGGAUUUAUUCAGACUGCUGUACUCUUCAUUUGAUGUAACAAAAUGCUAUUAAUCUAAAUAUUUGUAAAUAAAGUACCUGUAUCUAGAUUAAAUUGAAA